This is a messenger RNA of Salvelinus namaycush (lake trout), 493 nucleotides long. RefSeq names its product voltage-dependent calcium channel subunit alpha-2/delta-4-like. The annotation marks the transcript as partial. Gene Ontology annotation, molecular function: voltage-gated calcium channel activity. Gene Ontology annotation, cellular component: voltage-gated calcium channel complex. The record is from RefSeq and is a predicted model, not a curated record. The transcript is spliced from 5 exons. NCBI's taxonomy places the organism in Eukaryota, Metazoa, Chordata, Actinopteri, Salmoniformes, Salmonidae.
GUUUUUACUGGAGUUCAACAUCUGUGGUCUGUGGCACUCUGACCGCUUUGCUGAAGCGUCGGCCCAGAAGAAGAAGGGAGACAUCCUGCAGCCGUGUGACACAGAGUACCCCAGCUUUGUCUACGAGCCCUCCAUCAAGGAGACCAACAGCCUCAUCAAGUGUGGACGCUGUCAGAAGAUGUUUGUAACCCAGGCUGUCCCUGACAGUAACCUGCUGAUGUUGGUGGUACAGGCAGACUGUGACUGUUCCCGUCAGUACCCAGCUAUCACCAUGGAACCCAAGGAAGUGAAAUAUAACGCCUCAGUAAAGUGUGACAGGAUGAAAUCUCAGAAGGUCCGUAGGAGACCCGAGUCCUGCCACGCCUAUCACCCUCAGGAAAAUGCCAAGGAGUGUGGAGACGCAUCGCAGAUCUACCUGUCUGUCUCUCUCUUCCUCACCUGUCUCACUGCCUCCUUCACCUGUCUCAAGGCCUCCACACUGGUCUUCCGAUGA